GGCCACCACCCUGUCUCCUGGGAACUGGGGCAGGCAGUGGUGAGGCAGAAUGUUGUAGACAAAAACCAGCUCCAUCGGACCUUCAAGAACCUGCCAGCACAAGCUAGGGUGCCAACAUGGAAACCCUACUACAGACUAACUUUCCCUCCGCCAGCCACCAUCUUUUCCCACCAGGUUCAGUAUCCUCAGGUGCCACCAGGCACUGGUCUCAGCCUUGCCUGAGGUGUGUGUCUACCUCACCCCUCCUGCUAGCUGCAGCUUGUAGUCCAGGUAGGGCUGGGCAGAUUUCCAUCCCCAUAGGAGGCCUUCCUGGUCCCUCAGAACAACUGUUAAUGUUAUUAUGUGUGUCAGGGCAGGAGGGGCUGACUGGUGGGUAAGGGUCUGCUGCCUGCUGGAACAGCCUCUGGCCUGUAUACAUACACACUCUCCUGCUUGUGGGAGGUGUGGGCGGGGUCCACUCCCCAGGCCUUUGUCAUUCCUUAGUUAGCAGCUAAAAACAGCACCAGGCUGGAGCCCAGGUUACAAGGAUCCCAACAACGGACUGGAUUACUUGGGAGGUCCCCAUGGCUCAUUUUCUGCUGACUCAUCCUGAGUCCUGCUGACUUGGGGUCCUUUACCAAGGUUUGCAUGCUUUCAGUGCCGAGCCCGUUCCUACUGUGACCCAGGUCUCUGGACCACUCUGGGGUCUUCAGAGCUUUGCCAGCCUGCUCUGUGGGAAGCCUUGGGAUGCUCUUUUGGGGCAGAAGUGCAGUUGACAUGAGCGAGCUGGCCCUCACCUCCUGAGCACCCCAUGUUUGGGAGAAGUGCUCACAACAGGAUCUGGUGAGACCAAUGGGCUGUCCCUCACAGGUUUCCAUUCAGUGCUUGCAUGGAAAGCUAAGUAAGAAACUUUGUUUUGUAGUAUGACAUUCUAGAGAUUUCCAUUAGUAUCUACGACCCUGAGUGCUGGUUUUAGUUGACUCCGUGUAAUUGGUGUCAUUUCAAAAUUUCCACUCUAAACCCUGAUAAACCUUCCCAACUCUGAGAGCUCUGCUUCCCUAGAUAUCACUAAGCACACUUGUUUAUCCCACUUUGUUCUUUAUUUUUAGCUCUCUGAGUGUGUUUUGUGUCAUCUUCCUGACUAAGCCAUGCUCAAGAAUUUUUGUGUAUUCACGCUUGCUUCUGGGUAGCAGGAAGUGCCUUGCCAAGAUCAGAGUGUAGCUGAGUGGCUUCAGUUUGCGCAUGCUGAGACCCACUCAGGAUAGUUGGGUUCUCCAGGGAUGUUUGACGGUGCUCCAGGUACUGUAGAAGGCAGGCAUGCAGUCACAGAUGAGGUCAUUGUGGCCUGGUUCCUGUCUUCACCCUUUUAUUGUCAGCCAUGAACCACGUGGAUGGCAGCUUCUCCGUGAAGCCAUUAAAGCAGAAGCAAAUUGUGGACCGGGUCAGCUACCUGCUGCAAGAGAUCUACGGCAUUGAGAACAAGAACAACCAGGAGACUAAGCCUUCCGACGAUGAGAACAGUGACAACAGCAGUGAGUGUGUGGUGUGCCUGUCAGACUUGCGGGACACGCUAAUCCUGCCCUGCCGCCACUUGUGCCUCUGCACUUCCUGUGCUGACACGCUGCGGUACCAGGCCAACAACUGCCCCAUCUGCCGGCUGCCAUUCCGAGCUCUCCUACAGAUCCGGGCUGUACGGAAGAAGCCAGGAGCUCUGUCUCCCAUCUCCUUCAGUCCUGUCUUGGCCCAAAGUGUGGACCACGAUGAACACUCUUGUCCCUUUAAAAAAUCAAAGUCGCACCCUGCCUCCCUGGCCAGCAAGAAACCUAAAAGGGAAACAAAUUCUGACAGUGUCCCACCUGGCUAUGAGCCCAUCUCCUUGCUCGAGGCACUCAAUGGACUACGGGCUGUCUCCCCGGCUAUCCCAUCAGCUCCCCUCUAUGAGGAAAUCACCUACUCAGGCAUCUCGGACGGUCUUUCCCAGGCCAGUUGUCCCCUUGCUGGACUCGAUCGAAUCAUAGAAAAUGGAAUACAGAAGGGCAAGACACAGAGCAAGUCUCCAGACAGCACCCUGCGGUCUCCAUCAUCUCCCAUUCAUGAGGAGGAUGAGGAGAAGCUCUCAGAGGACCCGGAGGCUCCUCUCCCACCAAGCGGUGUGGAGCUCGUGCUUCAGGAGAGCAGCUCCCCUGAGAGUUUCGGAACAGAGGAGGUGGGUGAGCCAUCCCUAAAGCAAGGAAGCCGAGUACCCUCUAUUGAUGAUGUCCUGCAGGAUGGCAGUCCCCAGCAUCAUGGUUGCAGCCAGCCAGUCCCUCCUGCUGACAUCUACCUACCAGGAUGGUCCACCUCCAUGGAGACACACAGCCUUGCCACCACCAGCUCCCCCUGGCCUCUGCUGAGUGGCUCUAGUCCCGAACCUGGAGCUUCUGAGCUGACCCCUCUCUGAGAGUAUGGCUCAGUGGGCAGCACAGAGCCCUCAGCAUCCCAAACAUUGCCAGGAGACUCCCUGGACCCCAGCGAGACCCUGGCCUCUCCUGUCUGCACGCCUCAUGUGGCCACUGGGAUUUGAGGGGCCACAGGGAACCUUGAUCCAAUUGCACAGUGGGUUGUUCCUCCCCACACCCUCCUUUUUUAUGGUCAAUAGAUUUGUAAAUGGUACAAGAUGAAGGACAGCAGCUGUCCCCAUGGGCCACGAGCCCUAGAGGGACUCUCCCCAACUGUCAAAGCUGAUGCUUUGAGCACUUAGCAAACCAGCAUAAGAGAAUCUACCCAUGGACUGAAGUGUCAUCCUCACAAACACUCUGGAAGGUGGGCCGCCUAGGUUACGGUUAUGAAGGAAACAAUGCCUGUCUCAUGUGACCCCAAGGCAGCCAGGCUGUCAUUGCUGCUUUCUUUCACCUUACAGAUGUCCUGAGCAUGGGUGACCCUCCUUGGAGCCUCCAGGUCCCCUCCUGCUCUGCUCUACUACCCACUAGUGAUCUCUGGCAGCUGUCCAGCUGAGGCAGCUGAGGCAAGGCGGGGGUAGUCAGACUGUGUUAACACCACAGUCCUUUGCAGUGGUCAGUGUCCAGUAGCCCUCACAGGUCCUGCUUCACUCACAUCCUCACAGGCCUCCAAGAUGGAGAUGCUUGUGCUUGCAGGGCAACACUGCCCACCACCUGCCAGGGACGAGCCUGAGCAGCUUCCACAGCACAUCCAUUGCCAGUUACCUGUCCUUUUACUUUCUUACCGAUUUAUUGUCUGAGGCUUCUGUCACAGGAUCCUAGGGUCACUUGGUUUCUAAGGCAGAAGUAGCCCAAGGGUGGCCCCAGGGCAGAGAUGCCCCAGGCAAUGCAGCUCCCUGGUCAGUUAGAGAGGGAAGUCAGCCCAAGGAGCUGCCCUGCCACUCACCCAGGUGACAGCCUGUAGCAAUGCAUGGAGACCCCUUUAGGCUCAGGGUUGCUUGAGCUCUGGCUCUCCCCCUGCUCCUUCCUAGCAGUGACUGGCCUGGUCUCUGGUAAGCCUGUAAGCACAGUUCUGUCUGCAUAUCCAUCCGUAUUUUCUCUCUCUCUCUCUCUCUCUCUCUCUCUCUCUCUCUCUCUCUCUCUGAAUGCACAUAUGUGCACACAUGUCAGCAUGUGCAUGCCCACCCCUCACUUCUCACCUGCCAACACCCUGGCGCCUGGUGCCAGUACUUUGAAAGAUGGGAUGCAGACUCCACACUUACCUGUCUCAGAUUCACAUGUACUAUCAUUUGAUGUACUGAUUGGCUAGUUUGGGUUCAUUUUUACUGUAUAUUUAUAGUAAUAAAAUCAUGCAGCAAUAUUCUAUGUGCGCCUUUGUUCUGCCACAGCACUGUAGGCAGCACUGUUGGCUCUCGGUGUACUGACAGGACACUGGCUGACAGGUUUUGGUGCUGCCUUCAUUUGCUUCUGUGAGAGGGGCAGUGAGCAGCCCCUCCACACACAGACAACGGUCAUUGUGCUUGUUUUGUUGCUCGCUCUGUCUGAAGCUGACAUAGAAUUUGGCUCACCUCCACGGAGCAAUUGCUGGAUCUCAGCCUCCAGGUGGGCAGAUGGUCCUAGUUCUUAUACCCACCCCAGCUCUUGUGAUGUCUACCGAGUACUAAUCAAUGUACCAGAGGGCAAAGCCUAUGACAAGGGGGACCCAUCACUUGAGCUGGAGUCACUUAGAUGCUUAAGUCUUUAAAGGCAUGAUUUCACAGGGCAGUGGAGUCACAAGCUCCGGGUCGAGCCUCAGGGAAAGAUCAUGGAUGAGGUGGAUAUUGAGAUUUCCAGCUGCACUCUCAAUGACGUUUGGGACUUGAGACUGGCACAUCUUGAUGAUCAGUGUACCUCCCUAGGACAACCUGGCCUCGGUGCUGUGCAUCUUGGGAGCCGUAGUCUUCUGGUAGUCGUGGGGGGUCUCCUAUGUAAAGGAGAGUAGCUAACUACAUAACCCCACCCCCACCCCGCCUCCACCAAGAGCUCGAGUCUUUGCUGGAUUCAACACCAGUCUCAGGGCUGGUGGGGGCGGGCUUAUGCACGUGGAAGCACGUGGAUUGGGCCUAUGUGUCGUGGGCGGGGUCGCGCAUGCUCAUUUGGGCAGUGGGCCUGGAGCACAUCAAGAUGUCGACCACGACGGUUCCGGAGCUGAAGCAGAUCAGUCGGGAGGAAGCAAUGCGCUUGGGGCCCGGCUGGAGCCAUUCAUGCCACGCCAUGCUGUACGCUGCCAACCCCGGGCAACUUUUCGGCCGUAUCCCCAUGCGUUUCUCAGUACUGGUGAGGAGCCGGGCGGGCUAGCAGGGCGGAUCGCUUGGGACACCCAGUGGACCCCGCGUCCUGACCAGGCUUACCUUGCAGAUGCAGAUGCGCUUCGAUGGGCUGCUGGGCUUUCCCGGGGGUUUCGUGGACCGCCGCUUCUGGUCACUGGAGGAUGGCUUGAACCGGGUCCUGGGUCUGGGCCUGGGCGGCCUACGCCUUACUGAAGCUGACUACCUGAGUUCACACCUGACUGAGGGUCCACACCGUGUGGUGGCACACCUGUACGCACGGCAGCUGACGCUGGAACAGCUGCAUGCUGUGGAGAUCAGCGCUGUGCACUCGCGGGACCACGGUUUGGAGGUGGGACUACUGCCUGGGGCCCGCCCCCGUUCCCACUCCUGAGGUUUGGCUCUGGCACCACAGAAGGCACCAAUGGGUAACAAGUGCCCCUCAGGGUCCUCACCCUGGCUUUGUUGGAUGGGAAGAGGGACUUGGGAUCUGGGUCAUGGGCUGUUUACAUUGCCUUGUUGCCUGCCAUUGUCAAUCCUGGGAGUGGGGCUUGGGGUCACUGGAAGGGAUGAUCAGGGCCUGCUUGGAAAAUUGAGAACAGACAAAACAAAAAACAAACAAAACAAAAACCGGAUUGUAGCGUUUAGGAUUACCUCCUGAGGAAAUUUGGGGAUUUGAGGAUUCUCUGGUCUAAAGGGCAUAGAGUGAAACUAGUGAUCAUGGGAGUUGCAGCCAGACAGGGUGGGGAGUGCGUAGGAUUGGCCUUGAAACUUGGGGAGAAGGGGCUUUACUGCAUUAGCAAUGCCUGGCCAGACCGGGCCUGGGUCUCCCUGUCUCUGGCAAACUGGUGGCUGACAGGCCUUUCUGCCAGAGUCCUGCCUCUACAGGAGAGCCCAGCCCCACCCGUGCCCUCUGUCCCGCAGGUCCUGGGCCUUGUACGUGUCCCACUGUACACACAGAAGGAUCGAGUAGGAGGCUUCCCUAACUUUCUGAGCAACGCCUUCGUCAGCACUGCCAAAUAUCAGCUCCUAUUUGCCCUUAAGGUACUCAACAUGAUGCCCUCGGAAAAGCUGGCCGAGGCCUUGGCCUCAGCCACGGAGAAGCAGAAGAAGGCCCUAGAGAAGCUGCUCCCGGCCUCAUCCUGAGGUGGUUCCUGUGCAGGUCCCUGCCCUCCCUUGGCUGUCUCUGCCCACAGGCCCUGGAAUUCCCGAGAAGCGUGCCUUCUAGUGUGUUUGGUUUUGCAUCCCUUCUACUGCAAGGGACAAGCAGGCAGCUGUUCAUCAUUGUUGUCCCAAGCAGUCCCUGGGACCCAGCCACCCUCUCUCAGGUUGGUCAGUGGGCUGGGCCUGGGCCCGGGCCCAGCUUUUCAAGCUGAAGAUGUUCUUCUCACCCAUCCCAGGGCUCAAACUGUGCCGUGAGUCUGUUCAUGACUGGUGGAGCCCCAGCUAGAGCCAUUCUUCCCAGGCAACCACUCGGAUGGUACCCAGAUCCUGGACUGGUUGUGGGUUUUGUUCAGUAGAGAGGACCCAUAUUAGAUCAGCCCUUCCUUCCCUUAGCCCAGAACCCGGUCCAGCUUGGGGUAGGAUGAUGCUUGGGUGGUUGUUGGAUUUCUGUUGGGUUUUUUUCCUUGGUGUAUGAACUGUGGGUUGGUUUCAGAAUGGCUGUGCCCCAUAUGGCUUUGUUUUCCCCAUGAGGGCUUUGACUUGGCUCUGUGAAACUGAGGAAGAAAGAAGACAAUAAAGCCAUUCCUCUGAUGCUCA
This is a messenger RNA of Rattus norvegicus (Norway rat), 6484 nucleotides long. It is a transcript of the gene Mgrn1, whose product is annotated as mahogunin ring finger 1. Gene Ontology annotation, cellular component: plasma membrane; early endosome; cytosol. NCBI's taxonomy places the organism in Eukaryota, Metazoa, Chordata, Mammalia, Rodentia, Muridae. The record is from RefSeq and is a predicted model, not a curated record. Gene Ontology annotation, biological process: protein ubiquitination. Gene Ontology annotation, molecular function: ubiquitin protein ligase activity.